This is a messenger RNA of Saccostrea cuccullata (small rock oyster), 1962 nucleotides long. RefSeq names its product ankyrin-3-like. Lineage: Eukaryota; Metazoa; Mollusca; Bivalvia; Ostreida; Ostreidae. Bases 33 to 1913 code for a protein of 626 amino acids. The transcript is spliced from 2 exons. Gene Ontology annotation, molecular function: protein binding. The record is from RefSeq and is a predicted model, not a curated record.
UGAACAACGGUGCAGACAUCAACUCAUGUAACAUGGAUGGUUUCAGUCCUCUUUUAAUGGCUUGUCAUGGAGGACAUGAUAGCACGGUACAACUGUUACUGAUCAAUGGUGCUGACGUUCAUUUAUGUCAUAACAAUGGUCUAAGUCCUCUUUAUAUAGCUUGUCAAAAUGGACAUGAUAGCAUGGUUCAACUCUUACUCAAAAACGGUGCCGAUAUUCAUUCAUGUAAUAAUGAUGGAAGCAAUCCUCUUUUGAUAGCUUGUAAUGAAGGUCAUGAUAGCACAGUACAACUGCUGCUGACCAACGGUGCCAACAUCAAUUUAUGUACAAACAGGGGAUCCAGUCCUCUUCUUAUAGCUUGUCAAAAUGGACAUGAUAACACGGUACAACUCUUACUGAGCAACGGUGCCGAUAUUCAUCUAUGUGAUAAUAAUGGAGCCAGUCCUCUUUCUAUAGCUUGUGCAAAUAAACAUGAUUGCACGAUUCAAUUUUUACUGAACAACGGUGCUGACAUGAAUUUAUGUGAUAAUGAUGGAUUCAGUCCUCUUUUUAUAGCUUGUCAAAAUGGACAUGAUAGCACGGUACAAUUGUUACUGAACAAUGGAGCCAAUGUUAAUUUAUGUGAGAAGAAUGGAGCUAGUCCUCUUUUAAUAGCUUGUCAAAAUGGACAUGAAAGCAUUGUACAACUGUUACUGAACAGCAGUGCCAACAUCAAUUUAUGUGAUAAUGAUGGAGAAACUCCUCUUUUUGUAGCCUGUCAAAAUGGAUAUAAUAACACAGUACAGAUGUUAUUGAACAAUGGUGCCGACAUCAAUUUAUGUGAGAAGAAUGGAGUCAGUCCUCUUCAUAUAGCUUGUCAUAAAGGACAUGAUAGCAUGGUACAACUGUUACUGAACAACGGUGCCGACAUCAAUUUAUGUGAGAAGAAUGGAGUCAGUCCUCUUCAUAUAGCUUGUCAUAAAGGACAUGAUAGCAUGGUACAACUGUUACUGAACAACGGUGCCGACAUCAAUUUAUGUAAAAAGAAUGGAGCCAGUCCUCUUCAUGUAGCUUGUUACAAAGGAAAUUAUACCACAGUUCAACUGCUACUGAACAACGGUGCCGACAUCAAUUCAUGUAACAAGGAUGGGGCCACUCCUCUUUUUGUAGCUUGUCAAAAAGGACAUGAAAGAAUGGUACAGCUCUUACUGAACAACAGUGCCCACAUCAAUUUAUGUAAAAACAAUGGAGCCAGUCCUCUUUUUAUAGCUUGUCAAAAUGGACAUGAUAGCACAGUAAAACUGUUACUGAACAACGGUGUCGACAUCAAUUUAUGUAGAAACGAUGGAACCAGUCCUCUUUUUAUAGCUUGUAAAAAUGGACAUGAUAGCAUGGUACAAUUGUUACUAAACAACGGUGCCGACAUCAAUUUAUGUCAUAAUAAUGGAUUUAGUCCUCUUUGCAAGGCUUGUCACAAUGGUCAUGAUAGCACGGUACAGCUAUUACUGAAAAACGGUGCCGACAUCAAUUUAUGUAACAAAAAUGGAGUCAGCCCUCUUUAUGUAGCUUGUUAUAAUGGACAUGAUAGCACAGUGCAAUUGUUACUGAACAAAGGUGCUGAUAUCAAUUUAUGUAACAAGAAUGGAACCAGUCCUCUUUUCAUUGCUUGUCAAAAUGGACAUGAUAGCACAGUGCAAUUUUUGCUGAACAACGGUGCCGAUAUCAAUUUAUGUACAAACGAUGGAGCCAGUCCUCUUUUUAUAGCUUGUGAAAAUGGACAUGAUAGCACGGUGCAAUUGUUACUGAACAAUGGUGCCGACAUCAAUUUAUGUACCAAAGAUGGAUACAGUCCUCUUUUUAUAGCUUGUCAAAAGGGACAUGAAAGCUCAGUACAGUUGUUAUUGAACAACUUUAUGCAACUGAUGUGCAUGUAAUAGAAAUAUGACGUUACCUUUUCCCUCCAAGCACUUUAAAGCGCAGUUC